AAUUAUACCGAUAAUACACGUGGAUUUCGUCCAAUGCAGCACGAUAAGAAUACUACCGGAACGGCUGGCGUAAGCCUAUCGUCCAUCACGCCUUAUGACAGUUUCGUCCAACAACAACAACAACAACAACAACAGCAGCCAUCAAAUGAUAGUUCACUGCUACCUACUCGAUUGAUAUCAUCGAAAUCUUCUGAGCUAUUAAGUUCAGAUGGAGGAGAUUCUUCAGAUGUACAGGAUCCACUACAACAGCAACAACAUCAGAGUGAUAUGUUAGCUCAUCUGAGUUCAACUAUUAACAGCGGUCCGAUAUCACAUGUAGUAACACCUGAACAAAUUUAUAUAACUGCUGCCGCUGUAGAAGAAGCGAAAUUGCUGGAAACCAGAAAGCAGCAACUUCUCCAAAAAUUGCAACAACAACUGACUAGCAAUAAGGUAUCAUCCGUUAAUGGUACCACUAAUGCAGCUGUAGCAACGCAACUUUGGUUGCAACAAAGUUGUGCUACAACGGCAUCACUGCAGCCGCAGCAGCAACAACAACAACAGCUUGCCAGUAAAACAAACCGAAAUCAGCCUUCGAUAAUUUUAGCCAAACAUUCGAUUACUGGAAACCUCACACCUGAAACACAUGCACAACAACAAAUUGCAGCUCUUCAACAAGAUUUCCAACAGCAGCAGCAGCAGCAACAAUUGCAGCAAACUUCAUUCCUGAAUUCCGAUUAUCAGCAACUUGUACAAAAUGGUGAUUUACGGUUAAAGUGUCACAGUGAACAGCAAGCACCGUCAGAUUCCAAAACUGCUACAGUACCGCAUACUCUUCCAUCACCCCAUCCUGUGGUACAUACAGACGAUGGUUGCAGUGCUUUCCGGCAACCACAACAUCAACAGUACUACUUGGAUCAAAAUACGGAAACGCGUGCUACUACUACAACUGCAAUGGCAAUUCGAGAUUGUGAUGAUACAUCAGGUUUCACUGUACCAUCAUCACCAUCAUCAUCGUUAUCAUCAUCAUUGCCAACUUCUUCGUUUGUGACAUCGUUGCAGCGGAAUCAUAUCACAUCUGUGGAAAGGGAUUAUCAUAACAGAGAAGAUGAUACCACCGAAUCAAAGCUUGUCAUCAGUGAUAUCGAAAUGACUGAUGAUUGUAGUAAGACUGAUAAAGCAAGUGAAUCCUAUCCGGUUAGCAAAGUACCUGAUGGAGAAGGAAAAGAAGAACCAUUGUUAACAACAAGAAGCAGCAACGAAAUUAUCGGUAUCUCGACAUAUGCAACUGUGGGUGCAGUGAUUCGUGUGAACAAUGAUGAAUUUGCUGAAAAAAAGGAUAAUACCGAUGAACAACCAAGAAUGAAGUCCAUUUUAGAUUUCGUGGAUGGCGAAGUGGAAAUAAAUGUUGAGCAUAAAGAAAGUGAUGACGAUGAAACGGACAAAAAAUCAAUAGCAGCUGAUGACGAUGACGGAAGCGGAAUAAUUGAUGAUAGUGAAACCAGACUUCUGAUGAAUAAUAUGGACUCUUCUGAAAUACACGGAGCACGUACGGGAACACCUUUUGAGCAAACUCGAUUUACAGCAAUGCGUAUUGAAGAACGUAUUCUAAACGAAAAAUUAACUCCGUCCACAACACCCUCAACAUCAACAGCCUCAGGUUCCAUUGUCAACAUCCUCAGUCCAUGCCAUCGUUUCGUACCGCAAACGGUAUCUGCAACACCAAGUCCACGAUCCGAAUCCGUUUCGAGUGCGCCUGGUUCAUCAACAUUUUGCCGUGCUCCCGGCUUAGGUCCGGUGAGCACAGCGGAAACGCAGCAGCCUGGCACUUCACUUCCGCUUGUCUGUAAUAUCUGUGGCUUCUCAUGUAAUUCCAAAUUUCACUACAAUUCUCAUAUGAACACCCAUGGUGAUCAUCAAUGCACGAUGUGUGAUUAUACGUCACGCACGGAAGGACGUUUAAAGAAACAUAUGCGUGAUUCGCAUACCGUCGAGGAGCAACUUGCUGCAGGUCUUGACGUGGAGCAAGCAUUAACUAGCAGUACUUCAACAUCCAGUACACCGGUGGCACGAAUUACAACAACGCCCGUAGAUGGUAGCAAUUUUUCUACCUCAAUGGCUUCCGUCUUAGAAGCAGCUAAUCUAGCAGCAGCUGCACAAGCUGCAGCACAAGCCGCUGCUGCUAGCUGUUCAUCCAAUUCAAGCAGUGGUGCAGCCACAUCGGUACCAAGUGAUUCCGGCAGUGGUCUCAGUUUGCCAUCCGGUUCGGGAACUCCUCCAUCCAGCGAUGUAAUUUCAUCAUCAUCGCUCUCCGGUGCUGCACAAUCUAUAAGUGGAUUGAUGCCAUCAGCAUUGGAUCAAAUUCGUGCAUUUACAGAAAAUCCAAGCGUGCUACCAGAUUUAUCAUCAGCAAAUUUAGCAACAGCGUUGAUUUCACAGGGUCUUCUUAGUUCACAAGCAUUCCAAGAAAGUAUGAAAUCGAUAAAUAGCGACGAACAAUCAGUCAGUCCAGUCAACGGUGAUAAGCCAAGACAGUGCUCGAGUAAACCGAAAACUUACAAAUGCAAGCAAUGUUGUCAUAUCAGUACUUCCAAAGAAGAACAAUGGGCCCAUGCCCGAACUCAUAUACCAGUCGAAAAGCAACUUGGUUGUACACGAUGCGGUUUUGUCACCGAAUACAAACAUCAUUUGGAAUAUCAUUUACGGAAUCAUAUGGGAUCUAAGCCAUUCCACUGUAAGAAAUGCGCUUACUCGUGUGUCAACAAAUCGAUGCUUAAUUCACAUAUGAAAUCACACACAAAUAUUUACCAAUUUCGUUGUCGUGAUUGUACCUAUGCUACGAAAUAUUGUCAUAGCUUAAAAUUACACUUGAGGAAGUACAAUCAUAAUCGAGCUACUGAUGUCACCGAUUCAGCUGUAAGCAUUGCUGUUAGUGCUACCGCUGGCACUAGUAAUCUUUGCAAUGGUUCAACGCAAGGAGGUACGGAAAAUGAUGAUACGGCGAUGCGACGUCUUAGCGAAUCUCUUGCUGUACAGUCUGGUGAUGGUUCCUCACCGGAACCACUACCAACAACAUCAACUAUGGCACAAGAGUUAAGUGCUGCAUUGGGUAUGACACCAGUUGUCACCAGUAAUUCACUAAAUAUAGCUUCACAUCUGCUUUUCCGUCAACAACAUCAGAUGGAAGAAAUGGAAUUAUUGCUUCGAUUGAAAAAUAUGGCUGGAAUGAAUCCAGGUGCUAUGCUUAGCAUAUCAUUGCAAUGUCCAGCAUGUAGCUAUCAAGCUAUCAAUCAGAGCGAUAGUUUACGACACCAACUGGGCCAUUUGAUCGGUCCAAAUGGCGAAAAUCCGCUUAUUCCACUCUAUAAUAUAUUUGGCAUGCCACAACCAGCUCGUGAUGUACCCAGCGAAGCAUCAUUGUUCGUUUCCAUUGGCGAAUCAAGUAGUAAUUUGAACGAACAAAUGGAACAACAGGAUGAAGAAAUGGAAAUGGAAGCAUCAAAAGUGGAUGUGGAUGAUUUUAUUAGUGGUGCCGAAAUGGAUGAAAAACCUAGCAUAGCCGAUUCGGAAGAUCAUAAUAUGAGUGAUAUUUCCGGUGAAUCACAAGAUUCACCAAGUUCUGAAAAAAGCAGCAUUGAUGAGGGUUCAUCUGGCAUUGAACAGGAAAGCGAUAAAGGUGCAAAAAAGCGAAAAGCUGGUCUGAAGCUAAAUCAAAUCGCUGCGCGGCUUCAGGAGAAAAAUUCACCAGAAAAUCUCGAUUCCGCUGAUAGCAUGAAUGACUCUAAGUAUGAAGGAUUGCUAUCAUCAGGAAUAAAGGAGAAUCCAACAAAUGAAAUGAGCGGAACUUCCUUAGGUGUAACUUUAGAUCCACAAGAAGCGCCAUCGAUAUCAUCAUUAUCAUCAACAACACCGCUAGCUCCACAACCACAAAUAAUACCAUCUCUGGGAAUGCAUAAUGACCUGAUUAAUUUAAGCAAUUUAAAUAUUUUCCAGCAAGCAUGUAUCGCCCAUAUGCAAGAAAUGGAGCGUAAAUUACAUAUCUUAGAAAUGUGGCGUUUUUCAUGCGGACAUUGCAAAAUGGCAUUCCAAGAUGAGCCAUUAUAUCAUAUACAUAUGGGAUAUCACGGAUAUGAGAAUCCAUUCAAAUGCAACCGUUGUGGCCAAGCAUGUUCCGAUUUUCUUACAUUUAAUCUUCAUUUGCUACAAGCAAAACAUUGA
Messenger RNA from Acanthocheilonema viteae, 4197 nucleotides. Lineage: Eukaryota; Metazoa; Nematoda; Chromadorea; Rhabditida; Onchocercidae. The record is from the annotation of a GenBank genome assembly.